AGACCAGAAAUCAUACCAAUCAAUGGGUGAUGCGAGAACUCUCCAUUCCGUUGGCAAGACUCGGAAUCCGUUGGGAUGCACCUAAAUAUUUUAGUAACUUGGAGCUUCAUCUUAUUAUUUCCUCCGCGCCAGCCUAAGCACCGCGUGCUGGGACUCGGUUUCCUGUUUGGCGGUUGGCGAUCAAAACACUGAUCCCCAUGCCAUGGCCAAGCAAAUGAAGGCACCUCCGGGGGAAACAAGCACGACAGCAACCACAAGUACCCUAAGCAAAGUGUUCCUACGGGAAUGGGUUCUAGUCGGCAUGCUAAUUUUCGGGGGUUGCUGCUCCAAUGUCUACACGUUGGAGUUGCUGGUAACUCAUGCACCCAAGAGUGGACACUUGAUCACAUUGGCGCAAUUCCUUGUUGUGGCCGUAGAAGGUUUCCUCUCGAACCUUGAGUGGGGCUGGGGGCCAGCUCUUGGACAUGCAUCUGGUCCAAAGUCUUUCCUUCCUCUUCGGCUGAAGGAGAGGAAGAUUCCAAUCCGCUACUGGAUCGGAAUGGUCGUGUUAUUUUGGACAGUAUCGGUACUGAACAAUGCCUCCCUCGGAUACAAUAUUGCGAUGCCGUUACACAUUAUCUUUCGAUCGGGCUCCCUGUUCGUUAGCAUGGUUUUCAGCUGGUUAUUUUUUGGAAAGAUAUUUUCUCGGCAACAGAUAUUAGGAGUACUGCUUGUUUCCGUUGGUGUCGUGAUAUCUACCUACAAUUCCGCGGGCACGGGAGAAUCAACCAGUCAACCAUUUCGUCAAUGGCUCACUGGCAUUGGGCUAUUGACUCUCGCCCUCGUCUUGGCCUGUCUCCUCGGUCAGUUACAACAGCUCACUUACACCAAAUUUGGAAGGCAUUGGCGAGAAGGUCUCUUCUAUACCCACUUCCUCGGCAUGCCUGCUUUCCUCCUGUUUUACGAUGAUAUACGAACCCAGAUAAUUGAAUAUAACAGCUCCCCCCUUGUAUCCUUGAUAGAGGCAGUGGAACCUUUCUUGGUAACCUGGCUUCCCUCGAGCGUAUGGACCGCGUUAAAUAGGGGACCAUGGCUUCAAGUCCGUCUGCCCAGCAUGUGGCUUUAUCUGUUGUUGAAUACUGCAACGCAAUACGUGUGCAUUUCAGGAGUACAUCGUUUAAGUUCUAUGGCUAGCUCCGUGACGCUCAACAUGAUCUUGAGCGUCCGGAAAUUUGUGAGUCUCCUGCUUUCCAUACUCUUAUUUAACAAUCACUUCUCAAUAGGCCAUUGGUUUGGAGCAGCUGCUGUGUUCAUAGGGACAGCUAUUUAUAGUGGAAUAGGCGGAUCCCCCAAUACUACCACCGUAAAAGUAAAAUCUAAAUAAUAGACUACUUUAGACAUCCUCGCAGUCUUGGUGUAUCCGACAAUAUCA
This is a messenger RNA of Spizellomyces punctatus DAOM BR117, 1411 nucleotides long. RefSeq names its product UDP-galactose transporter. Gene Ontology annotation, biological process: transmembrane transport. The transcript has 5 exons. Gene Ontology annotation, molecular function: UDP-N-acetylglucosamine transmembrane transporter activity. Lineage: Eukaryota; Fungi; Chytridiomycota; Chytridiomycetes; Spizellomycetales; Spizellomycetaceae. Bases 203 to 1363 code for a protein of 386 amino acids. The record is from RefSeq and is a predicted model, not a curated record. Gene Ontology annotation, cellular component: endoplasmic reticulum membrane; Golgi membrane.